This is a messenger RNA of Aspergillus piperis CBS 112811, 786 nucleotides long. RefSeq lists its product as uncharacterized. NCBI's taxonomy places the organism in Eukaryota, Fungi, Ascomycota, Eurotiomycetes, Eurotiales, Aspergillaceae. The record is from RefSeq and is a predicted model, not a curated record. The transcript has 2 exons. Bases 1 to 786 code for a protein of 261 amino acids.
AUGCCCCCCAGCAUAACCUCACCACGUCCCUCCACCCCCGAAACCCAACAUCAACGGCUUAAUUCAUCACCACCACCCACCAACAUCCUCCUCAACCACCACACCCUCCUAACCACCAACCCCGAAGCCUUCAAAUUCCAAGCCGCUGCCUCCCUCCAACUUCUUCUCAACCCAACAAUCCCCAAUGAUUCAUCCCUAAUACCACCACCUUCAGACACCAACCUCAUCAUCUCCCCCUACAACACCCCACACCAUCUCCUCGACCUUCAGACCCUCAACCCGGCCUCCCAACUCCUCGCCAAAGCCCUGACCCUAUUCCACCCCAUUCGCCCCGACUACGCCACAGCGCCCUACACCGAGUCCUUCAACUGGGACAGUGUCUUUGAGUUUCUAAGGAAACAAGCGAAAAGCGAGGGGUAUACUUGGGGCAAGAGACACGAGAAUCUAUUCUACGUGGUGGUGUUCCGGUCGACGUUGACGGCCGAUGCAGAUGGGGAGAAGUUGCAUGUGUUGGAUGAGAUGUCGUUACGGGAGGCGGUGGCGGGGGGUGGGUUGUUGAAGUAUUGGUUUGGGAAUGUGGAUGGGGAGAGGAGGGGGUUAGCUACUUGUGUAUGGCGCAGUCGGGAAGAUGCAAGAAAAGGAGGGUCAGGACCAUGGCAUCGACGAGCACGUGGGGCGGCGAGGGAAAUGUAUGAACGAAUUGAGUUCAUGACGUUGAAGUUGGUGGUGGGGGAGGAUGAAGAAGGGAAUUGGGGAUGGGAGUUUGGGGAGUGGGUGGAUGAAUAG